UGGAACUUCUGGAAGUGAGAAAGUCUGCCGUCGACUGUUUCACCAACAUCAAACCAGGCCACUGCGACACGCUAGGAGGUCAAAGGACAACACGAGACACUUCUCUUUCUGCCUACUGCCUACCUGUGACCUGACCUACCUGACUACCUCCUACCCACAAUCCCGUAUUCUCCUCCUCGACUACUCCCUUCCCCGACUGCCACCGUCUCUUCUUUCGCAUCGUCGGAUAUUGCGCCCGCCGCCCCUCCGCGCGUAGCCUGACCAGUGGACCACCCGUACCCAGCAUCUGCUCGACUCACUCUCUCCGUCUCUCUCUCUCUCUGUCGACGGCAACAGCCCGGCGCUGUUUCUCGACACACCCACCCACACUCACUCCCUCCUCCAACUCCCACCUCACUCCUCACCUCACCGCGCCGCACCGCUCCACCGACACGCUCGCAGCACCCACUCUCGCUCCCUCGCUCGCUUCCUCUCUUGGUCCGCACGAUCAUACACGCUCUUUACCACAAUCACGCAACACCAAUCCGAACGCGCCGGCGCCAAAAACUAAAUUACCCGCCUUUCACCUUUCUUUGUACACGACUGCCCUGCUGCGCAUCCCGGCUGCAUACCUUAAUCGCCGCCCACUUCUCGUCCACCUUCCACCAACUAUUGACGCUCGCUUAGCCUUGUUUCUCUUCGACACACGCGUACACUACGUACACUACGUACAACACCACCACCACCACCACCACCACCACCACCACCACCACCACCAUAUCCUCCAUGCCCAGUUUCGGUAGCACUCAGCAUUCGCCCUCGUUGCAGAAAAUGGAAAUGGGCGGUGCGGGCAGAUAUGCCCCCGCCAGGAAAGGCUUCGUCUUUGGCAACAUUGCAGGUGAUCCGUUUUGGCUUGGAUCGAUAGGUAUUGGCAUUUCCGGCUGGAUCAUCGCCUUUGUCAGCUCCAUCAUUGCCGACAUCAAUGGAGAGUAUCCCAACUACUCCUGGUGGACUUUGGCCUACUUGCUGCUCUGCAUCAUGGGCGUGAUAUAUGUCGUGGGCGCCGACGCCAUAUACACCUAUCGCGUGGGACUGACGGGCUUCCUCGCCGCCGGUCUGGUCUUCACCACCUCCGCUGUGAACUCUUUAAUCUACUACCCCCAAGCUCCGAAAGAGGCCGCCGCCGCCGGCUUUAUCCUGCUAUCCAUUGACUGCAUCGUGUGGAUGUUUUACUUUGGAGCCGAGCCCCAGGCAAGUCACCGCCAGACUCUGGACUCGUUUGCGCUACACAAGGACCGUGCACCGAGUCGCAAUAGCAGAGCAAUGCGCCAGUCGUACCGACCAGAAACCACCCACUCCAAUGGUGCGCAACAACCACAGAUGUACAGUUCCAACAACCUGCAUGGCUUUGAGACUGCAUCGCCCGUGACCGGAUAUCCCGGCGGCACGGCGGGUGCACAGAGUAGGAACAACACAUACCCACCACCGCUACGAUCAGAGCCGAGCGCAGUCUCCGCCCUGAGCGUUCACAACGGGACUGGUGUGGGAGAGAGCUCCGUCUCGCAACCCACAGAAUACCCGUACCGAGCCAAGGCUAUCUACAGCUACGAAGCAAAUCCCGACGACGCCAAUGAGAUCUCCUUCACCAAGCAUGAAAUCUUGGAAGUCAGCGAUGUUUCCGGAAGGUGGUGGCAAGCGAAGAAAGAGAAUGGUGAUACGGGUAUUGCUCCGUCGAAUUACCUCAUUUUGUUGUGAUCACCAAGUCGCUUCAAAAUGUCACAUUUUGCUGUGAGCCAGGAUUCGAUCCGGGAAACGCAGCGUGUACAGCAGAAACCAAUUAGGAAGAAAAAAAGACACAUGCCAAGGGCACUACCAGCAGUCACGAUGAAACGAAAUUCCGGCGUUCAAGAUUCAGAUAUGAACAAGUUGACGGUUGUUCACGAGAAGUGAAUUAUCGAAGCAGAAUCGACUGAGGAGAGGUUGACUGGGGAAACACACGCGAAGAUGCAUUGAUUAGGAACGGGAAGACGGUGUCUCUCCUCAGGACCACGAAACAUGUGCGCAGAUGUCUCCUGGCUGCAGACAUUGAAAAGUCUUUGUCUCUCAGAUAUUUGGAGGCGUGGAAAUGGCAAAUGUGCCGAUGCGGCUAGACCGGUACUGUUUGUUGGUGGGCGAAUACAGGCGUUUCUUCUUUUUUUUUCUUCUGAUAGGAUGGACCCGUCUUGACCCCAGACCGACAUGAUCGGUGGGAGGCGACGGCCGUGGCACCAGCCCCAAAUUCUUAGCUGGCUCGAUGUGACGCACGACCAUACCACAGUGCCAUGGAGCAAGAGGAGAUGAGAGAGAGAGAGAGGGAUACAGCGAAUACUGCAGUCAGUUUCUUUGCUUUGUUGUUUUGUGUGUGUCUGUGUGCUCGAGCGAGCGAGCGAGCGAGCAACAAACGUACACCUCUUUGGUAGUCUGAAUUUGAACAGGUGAGAAGAUGAGUUAAGGUAGCUCUCUCCCUCUCUGGUGUGAGAUGUGUGGUAAACUAG
This is a messenger RNA of Sphaerulina musiva SO2202, 2513 nucleotides long. RefSeq lists its product as uncharacterized. Gene Ontology annotation, molecular function: protein binding. Lineage: Eukaryota; Fungi; Ascomycota; Dothideomycetes; Mycosphaerellales; Mycosphaerellaceae. The record is from RefSeq and is a predicted model, not a curated record. The transcript has 3 exons. Bases 766 to 1734 code for a protein of 322 amino acids.